Molecule: messenger RNA, 1137 nt
Organism: Coturnix japonica (Japanese quail)
Lineage: Eukaryota; Metazoa; Chordata; Aves; Galliformes; Phasianidae
Source: RefSeq, a predicted model, not a curated record
AUGAGACCGGCCACAGGGCGGCGGAGCGGGGGACGGGCAGAGGAGCAGCGCGGAGGCGGGCCGGCAGCGGGCGGCCCCGGGGCCGCAGCGUGGGGAGCGCCGGGCCGGGCCGGGGGCGGCAGCGAAGCGUCGGGGCCGGGGGCGGCCGGGGAGACCCGCGCUGCGCCGCCGCCGCCGACCGCCCGUGACAGCUCCGAGGCCUUGGAGCGGAGCCACGGUGGUCCGGGCAACGGCAUUAAACAGGAGGAAACAGACGGGGGAUUCCGUCAUUUCAGCGGCGAGGGGGGAGGGGGGAGGCGCGGCCAGGAAAGGAGAGUCCCGAGGAAGAAAGCGCGGCUCGCACCCGCCCGCGCUCCGAGCCGAACCGCGGAGCUCGCCUCGACCGCCGGGCGCUGCGCCGGGAUACCCGCCACCGUCGGGGCCGCGGUGACGGGCGGUGACGGGCGGACGGAGGAAGGGGGCGCUGCCGAGCGGCCCCCCACGCCCCCUGGCGGCACCCCGGACGGGCCCUCCCCGCGGCGAGCCGAGGUGCCGCCGACUGGCAGCGGGCAGGUGGGAAGGGGCCGAUGGCCGCGGAACGGCGGCGGCCUCUCCGCGUUUUUCUCGAGUGGAGCCCGUCCUCCUUUCUGCUUCGGUUUUGCCUUUCCUGACGUGAGCGGGUCGCUCCGUCUGGGGGAGGGAAGUUCCUCGAGCGCCCCGGGGACCCGCGAGCGGUGGCACCGGGCGGGGGACGGGGGGCCGUCGGUGCCCGCCGGUGCCCGCCUCCCGCUGGCCGAGGCCCGGCUGACAUCACGAUCCCGGGGCGGGGAGAGGGGCCGGGAGGGGAAGGGAGGUGGGGGGUGUUUUCCAGCUUUAAAAAGGCGGCGCCGGGCGCGCAGCCCUGCGUCAGAGCGAGACUUCCCUGCUCCGCUCGCCCGCUCGCCCCGUCACCUCCUGCGGCACCCGGCAGCCGAGCGGCGCCCGCCGGCCCCGCCGCCCCGUCCCGCCGCCGCGGCGCGGGCAGUGCCUCAAGUCCCCUCGCACACCGCCCUCCCCUCCAUGCCCCGGCCCCGGGGGGGCGGUGGCGGUGAGCUCCCGUGCCUUCGCGGCUGCGGCUCCCGCGUCGGGGGCGGCGCGGCCCCUGCCCCCGGGGCGUGA